Molecule: messenger RNA, 249 nt
Organism: Dovyalis caffra
Lineage: Eukaryota; Viridiplantae; Streptophyta; Magnoliopsida; Malpighiales; Salicaceae
Source: the annotation of a GenBank genome assembly
AUGAACACACUGAUUGAGUGGAGGAUCGUUAUAUACUGGACAAGAGAUGAAAAUUUGAGGUGGUUUCUGGAGGACCUAAGGAUUUUUCGAACGCUCAAACGAAUUCACAAUUCAGAGAUUAGAAUUCGACAGUGGGAUGAACGCCAAGAAGCAAAACCCAGCACCAAGAACAUUCAAACGCUAAGGAAAGACAGAUUGUCUUUUUAUCGCGUCAUGUCAAAACAACUUUCGUCAUCUAAACGCCUGUAA